GGGCUGCCGGGGACGGUGCGGGGGCUCGCGCCGGGCCAGCGUCCCCGACUGCCGCAUCCUGCCGAGCGACCCUGGAGUACAUGUCCUGAUGCCAGCCCAGCUGCAGCAGGGCAUCCCUCUGGGAGACUGAGGGGAUCAGCCCUGGGGUCCAAGCUGUGGCUGGCCAGCCCUGAGCCUUAGGCCAGGGGAAUGGCAUCCCUCCAGGAGCCCCUGGGCCAGGCUCCUGGGGAGGGAGAAGGACUUCUGAUUGUGAAGGUAGAAGACUGCUCCUGGGAGCAGGAAUCUGUCCAGGAGGUGGACAGCCGGGAUUCAGAAGCCUGCCGCCAGCGAUUCCGUCAGUUCUGCUACGGGGAUGUGGAUGGUCCACACGAGGCCUUCAGCCAACUUUGGGAGCUCUGCUGCCGCUGGCUGCGGCCUGAGCUGCGCACCAAGGAGCAGAUCCUGGAGCUGCUGGUGCUGGAGCAGUUCCUGAGCGUGCUGCCGGGGGAGAUCCAGGCCCGUGUGCGGGGUCAGCACCUGGGGAGUGGUGAGGAAGCUGUUGCCUUGGUGGAGGACCUACAGAAUCAGUCACUAAAAGCCUGGCCACAGGAUGUGCCCUCCGAGGAGGAGGAGCCCAAGGCUGCAGGCCCCGGCUCACAGGCCAAGGGGCCUCUCCUGAUGGCAGCAGUCCAGGGACAGCCGCCUGCAGCCCAGAAGCAGCACAGCCACUCUUUGCUUCCUGCUGUUUUUAAAGAGGGAUGUACCAGAGAGAUGGUCGAUGGCUGCUUUGCCUCUGGGGUCCAUCCGACUGGGAGACCUGAGCUGAGUCCUCCCUCUUUCCAAGGACCAACAGCAUUGGAAGACAUUGCUUUUUAUUUCUCCCAGGAGGAAUGGGGCUCCUUGGACCCUGCUCAGAGGGCUCUCUUCUGGGACAUAAAGAGGGAGAACUCACAGAACACCACCCUCAGUUUGGGGUCCAAAAGCCAGAGUGAGAGGCCCCCACAGGAAGAGGCGGGGACCGCAGUGUCACACCCGGCAGGCUGCAAGGUGACUGUGUCCUGGAACCCCGAGGAAGCCGAAGCCUGGGAGACCCAGCCAGGGGCAGCCCCGGGUGGGUUGGUGGGGGCCAGACGCGGGCGUCCUCCCACACGCCGCCGGCAGUUCCAGGAUCUGGCGACGGAGAAGCCGCACAGCUGCGGGCAGUGUGGGAAGCGCUUCCGCUGGGGCUCGGAUCUGGCCCGGCACCAGCGCACGCACACCGGGGAGAAGCCGCACAAGUGCCCCGAGUGCGACAAGAGCUUCCGCAGCUCCUCAGACCUGGUGCGACACCAGGGCGUGCACACGGGCGAAAAGCCCUUCUCGUGUUCGGAGUGCGGCAAGAGUUUCAGCCGCAGCGCCUACCUGGCCGACCACCAGCGCAUCCACACCGGCGAGAAGCCCUUCGGCUGCAGCGACUGCGGCAAAAGCUUCUCGCUGCGCUCCUACCUGCUGGACCACCGGCGCGUGCACACCGGCGAAAGGCCUUUUGGCUGCGGCGAAUGCGACAAGAGCUUCAAGCAGCGGGCGCACCUCAUUGCCCACCAGAGCCUACACGCCAAGAUGGCCCAGCCGGUAGGCUGAGCUGCCAGCGGGCACCGGAGCCACCCAGCAAGGCAGGCGCACUGUGACUCCACAGCUCCUCUUCCUCCACCCCCUGGGGACUCUCCACCUGUGUUCAACCACUGCCCGGCCUGCCUGCUCCCAGGGUCCUGCCGCCUUGUCGAAACCCCUUCAUUGUCCUGAUUUCUCUUGCACUCUAGUUGCCUGGAGCCUCAGCACUUUUCAGCGGGGCAUGGGGUAGUGGGAAGGCUCAGUUGUGGCCUAGGGUCCUUCCCUGGAACCCUCAGGCUAGCUUGGCCAGAGGCUGACUUCCCCGAUGGGUCGAUGGGCCAGGCCCUCUGCCAACCUGUGCCUUCCAGGAGGGGCUGGCCUCUGUCCCCAGGGGACGACUGGGCUUUGAGAGGCCUGUGGAAGAGGCCUUGAAGACUCCAUAUCCCAGGUGAAGCCGCAGUGGUUUUCUGACCUUCCCCUCCUGCUUCGCCUGCUCUCUCCUGCCCUGGCCACAGGAAGUUGUGUGCUUGCCCUGCUGAGGAGCCCUACUGGGCUCCUGCAGGUGCGGAGAUGGUAGAGUGGCUCUAGCAACUGGGGCCAGCCCUGGAGACCAGAAGCGGGGUGAGCAGAGGCGGCCUUCGUUGUACUUAACACUAGCACCCCAUCAGCACUUGCUGCUAACUCUUCAAGCACUGCAUUUCUUUUCCUUCCUCUUCCUCCUCCUCCGCCUUUUUCUUCUUACUGUUUGGUCUGCCUCAUGUACAGAUGUGCAUUAAACAGGGACAGGCCAGGGACCCUCCAAAGAGGCUUAGCCCAGUGGGCCCCAGAAAGGUUUGAAUAAACGUGGACACUUCC
Molecule: messenger RNA, 2424 nt
Organism: Jaculus jaculus (lesser Egyptian jerboa)
Lineage: Eukaryota; Metazoa; Chordata; Mammalia; Rodentia; Dipodidae
Gene: Znf213
Product: zinc finger protein 213
Exons: 6
Coding region: 190-1599 (469 amino acids)
Biological process (GO): regulation of transcription by RNA polymerase II
Molecular function (GO): DNA-binding transcription factor activity, RNA polymerase II-specific; RNA polymerase II cis-regulatory region sequence-specific DNA binding
Source: RefSeq, a predicted model, not a curated record